Molecule: messenger RNA, 1483 nt
Organism: Ostrea edulis (European flat oyster)
Lineage: Eukaryota; Metazoa; Mollusca; Bivalvia; Ostreida; Ostreidae
Exons: 3
Coding region: 1-1173 (390 amino acids)
Source: RefSeq, a predicted model, not a curated record
AUGCGCCGCUCGACCAGCCACGCUCUUCGGGUCAGUGAUUACUUCCUGUACCUCAAGGCCAGUCUCGCAGAGAAAUUCCACCAUUCCCUCCUUAGCCCAGUAUCAACCAAGAGAGAAAAAAAAAAGUUUUCUUUGAUGAUUCUUGUUCUUGGGAUGAGUCUGUGUGAGGAUACUCCGGUGUGUAACUGUGAAAAUUCUCUAGGAAUCGCGACAUGUCGUCAUGUACUGGCCUGUCCUGAAUAUGUAAAAGUGGCCAUAGUAGAGUGUGAGAUCGACGAUAUAUUAUUAAAACCUGGGUUUGAACUUGACCAAGUGAUGAUCCACGGUGUGUGUAGCAAUUUGACACAGUACCUUAAUUUGUGUCGCCGACAGAUCAAGGAAAUAAGACUGAUGUCCAACGGCAAAAGAGUUCUUUGUUCAGGUUUGUGUUUAUUUUUCAAAAUGAUUCUUUUCCUUUCAACUUUAGGUAAUACAACGGAAAGGAACUCGUUGAGCUCUGUAACAGACAGCGUAACAAAAUUUGACACCUUAAACACAUCAGAUGAAUCCACACACCCUUACUCUUCACUUGUAACACUCUCUCUGACAUCUUCCAUUUCGCAUGAAUCUACGAUAUCAAAAACCGAAACCACGACUUUAUUACCUACUUCUGUACAUACUAAUGACUCUCAUGCCUUCAAUAUUUCCCAUAAUGAAAGCUCCUUCUUAGCCCCACACAGCACUAACCAAUUAUUUGUCGAACCUUUCAUUAAUCAGACCACACCCACUGCACGCAACGCUACUCGAUUUUUAACCAAUGAUAUUCUUUCCUCUGGAAGUACUCCCUCCUCCCAUAAUUUUAACAAUUCUGCACACCCGACUUCCAUAAAUACUACUGUUUACAUUACUAAACAUCCCACAAUCACCACAUAUAAUCGUACAAGAUUUAUUGCUAAUGACACCACCUUUCCGCAAGACUCUAUCAGAUCUGUACACAUGACUACGACUCCCCCUAUUAAAAAAAUGACGGACAUGACGACACCUACGAUCGAACCGAUAGUCAACACGAACAAAACGAAAAUCGCCCACUCUCUCGGUAUGAGACAUGACAAACUGAUUUAUAUUCUAUUGAUAGCACCUAUACUCUUACUAACAUGCUUAUUCCUAUAUAUCAUUAUCAAAAAAAAAAUGUAAUCGUCGACUUAUGAAUGUAAAUAUGACUGCUCUAACCGAUGACAAUGAUGAAUGUAUGGUAUUUGAAUUGAGACGUCUUCCUGAAAAACCAAUUUAACUGCAUGUCACCAUUCUUCUGCUACUAAUUUUUUUUUGAUGGGUCUGCAUGGGGUAUGCAAGUAAAUUGAUCAAGUAAGUAAUCACUUUGCAAAUUAUUUUUUUUCAAAACUGAUGGAAGAUUUAUAUUUUGAAAUUUUAGAUGGAUUUUAAUGCUAAAUUUUAAUGUAAAAAAUAUUUAAAAGUAAAGACCUUGUUCAUUGUACAAAAAAAA